Pseudogymnoascus destructans is the source of this 964-nucleotide messenger RNA. RefSeq lists its product as uncharacterized. Lineage: Eukaryota; Fungi; Ascomycota; Leotiomycetes; Thelebolales; Thelebolaceae. The record is from RefSeq and is a predicted model, not a curated record. The coding region runs from base 281 to 931 and encodes 216 amino acids. The transcript has a single exon.
UCUCGAAUUGGACCAGGUGCGUUGCGUUGUGCUUAAUUUUGAUACAACCUACAGCUUCUCCUACAUACUACAAUCUAGAGGCCAUACAAUCCACUCAUACAUCGUUGACGGGCCAUCGCUAUAAAAUCGACAGCACGGGGUAUCGCAGCCACACAGGCAAAGCUCUCAGUCCCUUCCAGACGCUCAUAUCAAGCAACAUUCCAAGCCAAACAGCUAGGUUUCCCCUCAGAUAGUUCGGCUUCCACGCCAACUCGAAUAAUUUUCAGCCUCGGCCAAGGACAUGCUUCCGAAUUGCGGUCUCCAGAGCCUGCGUGGCGUUCGUUCUUUUUUCGCCGUUUCACUGGGUGCCACAUCUGCGGUCUUCUCAGUGUUGGCAUACUGGUUGUCAGAGCUGCCGCCUCGAUAUGUCGGAGCCUCCUCUGCCUCAACGACGCCUGUUUCUGCCGGUGCUUCCACCUCUCCCUCUUCUGUUUCUAUUGGCUCUUGUUCUAGUGAAAACACCUCGGAAUUAUCAGGACCUUCUGCACUACUCCAAGUUUGGACCCAAGGGUUGGCGGUCAUAACUCUCUGCUCAAUGACGGCGAUCAUCUGUUUCGUCUCCGCUAUCUUCUCUAUGAGGCUAAUAUCACCCAUCAGCACACAUCGACCAACCCCGAUAGUGCAUCGAGACUCACAUAUUCAUCGCCACAAGCCUAGCCCUACAAUGCCCAUCAAAUCUCACUAUACUCGCCAGCUCAUUCUGCACCUCCUCCUCUAUAACCACCGUCCACAUCGACUUCUCCAGCCCCACCAUCGCCUCCAAGAUAGCAGCCAACGUGCUCCUGCCUUUGCUGUUCAUCUCAAUAAUAUUGGUGAGCAGGAGCUUCGUCUCCUCGACAGCCACUACCUUGCCGUACGCGUCUCCGUAGUGGAAAGCGCUGUUUUUGAGUAGAGCGAGCUCAUAGGCUGUUUGCAUGCACCAAGU